Molecule: messenger RNA, 1359 nt
Organism: Equus quagga
Lineage: Eukaryota; Metazoa; Chordata; Mammalia; Perissodactyla; Equidae
Product: lymphocyte antigen 6E-like
Exons: 2
Coding region: 95-358 (87 amino acids)
Source: RefSeq, a predicted model, not a curated record
GCUAAAUUACUAGGUCUGACCCCGGCCGGGAAGCCAGCUGUAUAAAGGCACCUGGCACCCGCUGCUCCCCGUCCCAGCUGGUAGAUGCCCCACGAUGAGGCUGCUCCUGGUGUUUCUGCUUCUGGCUGUUCUGUGCACUGACCUGGCCAAGCCCAGCGGCAUCCUGGUCAUGAAGUCCUGCACCCCGACGUGCCCCAACAGCACUGUGUCCUCGGAUGGCUGCUCUGUCUCCGUCUCCUGCUGCCAGGGCAACCAGUGCAACCACAGUGGAGCUGCGAGCCUGGCUGGUGGCCAUGGAGCCCUGUGGGUCGGCGCGUCCGUCAGCCUGCUGUGGGCGCUGCUCCGGGCGGCCUGGUGAGCGCAGCUACCACGGGUCAGCCCUGGAUCUGGCCUGUCCCCUCCCAGCCUGGACUCAGGCUGCAGGGGUCUGUCUCCAGCCUGCGAAGCUCCCAGCACAGCCCCAGCCUGGCAGGAAGAGCCCUGUCUCACUUGUCACUCCUCUCUGCUUCCCCCAGGCCACAUCCGCGCCCUCAGCCUCCUACCCCAGGGAGGGACGCUCCCCACCUGCCUCAGGGAACCCACCAAUGUGGAAAGCCAGGGGGGCAUGUCUCCCCCAGGCCUGUACCUCCGAGGGACCCUCAGCUGUCUCCUGGGGUCCUGGGGUCCCCCCUGGCCAUCCGGGAGUAGGAAGAGCACUCCAAUUCUCCCCAGCACCCUCCACCCCUUUUCAGGGCCUUCUGCCAGGGAUUCCUUCCCAUCAAGCCCUGCCUCGAAGGAGACCCCUGUGCCCCAUGGCCACGGGGCCCCUGGGCCUCCUCCUGUGCCUGGAGCCGCCCGUGCAGGAGGAGGUGGGUUGAGGGUUUGGGUGUUGGGUCUCCCAGGCUUUCUAUUCACUCCACCAACCACUCCUGUGCUCCCUCAUUCAUUCAUUCAUUCAUUCAUCCGUUGGCCCAUCCACUUAUUCCCUCCUUCACUCACAUUCAUUCAUCACAAACCCAUGGGGCUUCCUUGGAGCCAGGUGCCCCUUGGAGCCAGGACCUGCCUCCCAGGCUGUCACUCAGGGGCUCAGUGUGUGACCAGUGCCCGAAGUCCAGGGAUGGGACAGGGAGUCUAGAAGGCCACCAGCACCCCUGCCACCCCCUGCCAGCUGAAGGCAGGCCUUUCCAAUGGACCCCUGGCUGCUUGCUGCAGGGUGGACCAAGUCACCUAGGGGACCAGUGUCGGGUGUCGGGAUUGGAGGGGGGUGUCCAUUCUCACAAGGCAUGGGUGCCAUCCUACCUCCCCCAGGGGCACCCUCUGCCAGCCCACCUCCCAGGAUCUCUGAGAGGAGAAUAAAGCUGCAUGUCCUCCUUGUCCUCA